AUGAAUACUUCAACAUCAUCGACAGGCUCAGGUGGAGGCUCAGGCAUCAACUCAAGUUCAAACAAUGUCAUGCUGACACCAACUAAGAAGAGUGCAAUAACAUCAUCACUAUCCAGUAUCAAUACAAACUCAUCGGAUUCAAUCGAAGUUGAUUCAUUCAACUUCCCUGCAAGUGAAUGGGUUGCACGUGUGAUGCAUCAGCAUCCAGAUGUAUUGGAACUACGAGAACGCAUUCGUCCUAUAAACAACGUAAAGUCAUACUCAAGAAGCAGGACAUGUGCCAAGACAGAGGCAUCACAUGUGAUCACCGACGAAGUGUUGCUUAAGUUGAUCAUGCAAUACCUCCACGAGGAGAACAUGACAACAUCACUCAAAAAGAUACAGGAGGAGUGUAAUAUAAAGUUUGUACCAAACGAGAUUGAGAAUGAGGCAUUACCAACAUUAUUACGCAUUGGUAUAAAGGAUGCGAAUAACUUGUUUGGACCAUUGGAAUCACCUUGGGAGAUUGACCCCGAGGUAGAGGCGUAUCACGCCUACGUCUCGGACCAGGACGGCGACAGCCACGAGGACGACAACAGGAAUAUAUGGGAGGAUGUCAAUGAUAACUCAAAGGUCAAGAUGCUAAAGAAUGCCGACAACAAUACAGUGCAAGCUGCUACGCUUAACAUGCUGAUCUGGUGGCUGACAAACAACCCAAAUGCCACCGACGCCAACGAGUUCAAGAAGAUCUUCUUCCUGACCUAUCCGUCGUUCACGACGGCCGAGACCAUCAUGAGCAAGGUGAUCCAGAUUUACAACGCGCCGUCGCGCGAGAUCAGUGACAAGCUGCUCGUCGUCAACUUCUUCUGGUACUGGAUCGAGCAGCACCCGCAGGACUUUAACGACAAGCUGCUGUCCAUUCUCAACAACUUUAUCGACAACCAGAUGGGCAAGGACGGCCUGACCAGCUGGGCCAAGAAGCUCAGGACGUCGAUUGCCAAGACCGAGAGCGGCCUGAUCAAGAAGAAGGACAACUCGGGCCGCGAGCCACUCGAGCCCAAGGUGCCCAAGAACAUCUUCUCGCCGACGCUCACCUUUGACGACAUUGACGAGGAGGAGAUAGCCAGACAGCUCUGUCUGAUCGACUUCCAGAUGUAUGAAAACAUCAAGUCGUCCGAGUUCCUGAUCAAAGGUUGGACCAAGCCACAAUUCAGAUCAAAGGCCAUCAACCUACUCACAAUGAUGAAGCGAUUCAAUGACUUUACAAAAUGGGUAGCGUCCAGUCUACUCAACGAGCAACUGAUCAAAGGCAAGUCCAAACUAUUGGCCAAGUUCCUAAAGAUAUCAGAGCAUCUAAGAGCAAUGAACAACUUCCAUUCAUUGAUGGCUAUAUAUGGAGGCAUUAACAAUACGACAGUUUGGAGGACCAAGGCAGUUCGAAAGGAUUUGAGUAAACAGCAACAAGAGACAUACUUGGAACUUGAGAAGUUAUUCCAUAGCGAGAACAAUUACAAAGCAUAUCGUGUAGCAUAUAAGGAUGGCAAGCCACAUUGUAUACCAUUCCUGGGCAUUCAUCUUAGAGACUUGGCAUUUGUGGACGAAGGAUCGGCUGAUAAGAUCGAUCACAUGAUCAAUUUGAACAAGCGAAGAAUUAUGUAUAGAGUGAUAACUAAUACGAUGAAGUAUCAAACGGUCACUUAUAACUUCCUCAAGGUUCAUCAGAUCGCAUUGUUCUUGACCGAUCUCAAGAUAGACAACUUUGAGCCGGUCAAGAGUCUGGACCUUGGCUCACACGACACUGUUCUCCCAAGCAAGUGA
Messenger RNA from Acytostelium subglobosum LB1, 1797 nucleotides. RefSeq lists its product as hypothetical. The coding region runs from base 1 to 1797 and encodes 598 amino acids. Gene Ontology annotation, molecular function: guanyl-nucleotide exchange factor activity; protein binding. Gene Ontology annotation, biological process: Ras protein signal transduction; positive regulation of GTPase activity. NCBI's taxonomy places the organism in Eukaryota, Evosea, Eumycetozoa, Acytosteliales, Acytosteliaceae. The record is from RefSeq and is a predicted model, not a curated record. Gene Ontology annotation, cellular component: plasma membrane. The transcript is spliced from 6 exons.